AAAUAAGGGACUUUCCCUUAUUGUUUUGCUUGCAGUUCUUGGUCGGAGGAAAAAAGCACAACCCCUGAAGAACCCUAGUUUUGCCUUUUCAUCCAAAACCAUCAUGAUGGGAGGAGCCAAACGUUUCGGCUUAUCGGAUACCAACUCCGACUCCGCUGCCUUUCGGAACAAAAGAAUAAUGACAGGAUCCUCAUUUGAUGUUCAUAGAGCAGAAUCUUCUCAAGAGCAGAAUACGGCUACACCUUCAUUAGAUGAACGGCGAGCCGAGUCAUCGCGGCUGCAUGUGAGAGCUCUCAACACCCAAUUUGCAAGUUGGGUACAGACACAACUAAAAAAUCAUCCUGAUGAAAUUUGGGAAGACGGUAUUCGAGAUUACCUGGCCCAUGCUUCAAACAUCAUGGAAAAAUUCAGUGACAUUGUGAACUGGCUUAAAGUAAAUGCUGCAAAAGGAGAAACUUUGGCUGCUGCAGGAUCUCAGACUUCUACUGAGAAGAAAAAGGUGUCGGAGUCCACAAAGAAUGAGACGAACAAAUUUCAGGCGACAACCCCUUUCUCAUCAGUUGGUGCAACCACAAACUUUACAGCUCCAUGGAGUGCUGGAGUAUUCUCGAACAGCCAGAGCUCUACAGGAGUAUUCUCCAACAACCAUAGCUCCACAGGAGUGUUCUCUACCAGCAAAAGUUCUACAGGAGUAUCUUCCAAUGGCCAAAGCUAUUCAGGAUUAUAUAACAACCAAAGCUCUCCAGUCUUCUCCGCUAAUCAGAGCUCCAGCAUAUUUUCCAGUAGUCAGAGCUCCGGCAUGUUCUCCAAUAGCCAAAGCUCCAGCAUGUUUUCCAAUAGCCAAAGCCCCGGGCAAUUCUCAAAUAGUCAAAGCUCUAAAGUUUCUUCCGAUAGUCAAAGCCCUGGGUUAUUUUCUAGUAGUCAAAGUUCGGCAUUAUUUUCCAAUAGUCAAAGCCCGGGAUUAUUUUCCAACAAUCAAAGUUUUGGGGGAUUCUCCAACACUCCCAGUUUUGGGUUAUUCUCCAACAAUCAAAGUUCUGGGGCAUUGUCCAACAGUCAACCCCCUCCCUUGUUUGGAAGUCAGAGUUCAGUUCCUCAAAACCGUGAUGGUUCUGAUGAAGCAGAUGCUGAUAAUGAUGUGGAGGAACCUAGCAGCCCAUCUGUGAAAAAGUCUGAAGAAAAGGGUGUUGUUGUAGUCCACGAAGUCAAGUGCAAACUUUAUGUGAAGUCAAGUGAUCCAGCGGAUAGUUGGAAAGAUAAAGGGACAGGGCAGCUAACGAUAAGAUGCAAAGAGGGUGUCAGCAAGGGUACAAAAGAAUCAAAACCAACAGUCAUUGUUCGGAAUGAUGUGGGAAAGCUGCUGCUUAACGCGUUGUUAUAUUCAGGCAUCAAGACUAAUCCGCAGAAGAAUUCCCUCGUUGCAAUAUUUCAUACUGCGGGCGAUGGUGAUGGAAAUGAAGGUAGUAAUCAAGAUAGUGUUGUGGCACAAACCUUCUUAAUAAGGAUGAAGACAGAGGAGGAUAGAAAUAAACUGGCCACAGCAAUCCAAGAAUAUGCUCCUGCAUCUGAAAGCGAGUAAAAACAUGAACCUGUUAUUUGCUGUAAUCAUCCACAGCUACAACAAUGUAAUGGUGUAUUACUAGAAAGGAUCAUUUUUGUUCUCUAUAUUCUGCAAGGGCUGCUUCGUUAGCUGGCCCUUUUUUGAGGCUCCAAUCGAGCAGAGGGUCACUUUGAUAGUUCAAAUAAAUUGUAGUGUGUUUAAGAGGCAGUCUCGUACCAUAACGUGAAUGAUAGUGCUUAUGUGUUGCCGAAAAUUUGUAACUUGUUAUCUUUAUGCAAUCGACCUAUCAAUUGUUGGAUGAUUACAGUUAUUAAUGCACCACCUUUACCCUUUCUACGCUUA
Molecule: messenger RNA, 1903 nt
Organism: Rosa rugosa (rugosa rose)
Lineage: Eukaryota; Viridiplantae; Streptophyta; Magnoliopsida; Rosales; Rosaceae
Exons: 9
Coding region: 104-1579 (491 amino acids)
Biological process (GO): intracellular transport
Source: RefSeq, a predicted model, not a curated record